Solanum verrucosum is the source of this 3198-nucleotide messenger RNA. RefSeq lists its product as uncharacterized. The record is from RefSeq and is a predicted model, not a curated record. NCBI's taxonomy places the organism in Eukaryota, Viridiplantae, Streptophyta, Magnoliopsida, Solanales, Solanaceae. The transcript is spliced from 4 exons. Bases 1 to 3198 code for a protein of 1065 amino acids.
AUGGAUAGUGAAGAUAAAAGUUGGAUGGGUCUCCGGAGAUCCACCAAUGAGUAUAUCAGUGGUGUGAAUAACUUUCUUGAUACAGCUUUUGAACGAGCUUCCAAAGGAGAUGAAAUAUUGUGUCCUUGCAAAAAGUGUGCUAAUUGUAAGUGGCAUCAUCGAAAUGUGGUAGAGGAUCACUUGGUUGUUUAUGGGUUUGUGCAAGGGUACACCAAAUGGAUUUUUCAUGGGGAAAGUUUUUCCUCGAGAAAUCAUCCAGAUCAUAAUAAUAAGGAAGGUUCCAACAUGCGUGACAAUAUUGACGGCCUACUUCAUGAUACUUUUAGAGAUGUUGCAGGGGACUUGAGGCUUGAGGGAGUGAGAGAGGGGCUAUCCGAAGAUGCAAAGAAAUUUUUUAAAUUGCUGGAGGAAGGUAAACAAGAGUUAUAUCAUGGGUGUGAGAAUUUCUCUAAGCUGAAUUUCACCAUUCGAUUAUUCUUGUUCAAAUGCAUUCAUGGUUUGAGUAAUGUGGCCUUUGGAGACUUGCUAGACCUGUUAAGAGAGGCAUUUCCAUUUGCUCAUAUACUUGAAUCGUUCCACAAAGCAAAAAAUGUGAUUAAAGAUUUGGGUCUUGAUUAUGAAAAAAUACAUGCAUGUCCUAAUGAUUGCAUGUUAUUUUGGAAGGAAAAUGAAAAGGAAAAUAAUUGCUCUGUUUGUGGCUCGUCUAGAUGGAAGACUGUUAAUGAUCCCUUGACUAAUGAAAGCUCCAAAAUUCCUGCAAAGGUUUUAAGGUACCUUCCCUUAAAACCUAGGCUUCAGAGAAUAUUCAUGUGUCCUGAAACAGCUGCAAAUAUGAAAUGGCAUGAUACUGAACGACCCAAAGAUGGCAACAUAAGGCAUGCGGCUGACGGGGAAGCUUGGAAGAAUUUUGAUUCCUUGCACGAAGAUUUUGCUAGAGAUCCUCGUAAUGUUAGAUUGGGUCUUUCAAGUGAUGGUCCAUCGUCUCCAGGAAAGGAUAUUGAUGUCUACCUUCAACCACUAAUUGCAGAAUUGAAAGAAUUGUGGGAAACUGGGAUGGAAACAUAUGAUGCUGAUUCUAACCAAACUUUUCAAUUGCGUGCAGCCUUAUUGUGGACAAUUAGUGAUUUUCCAGCCUAUGCAAUGCUUUCUGGUUGGAGCACAAAAGGAAGAAAGGCAUGCCCAACUUGUAAUCAUGGGACAUGCUCUCAAUAUCUCAAGCAUAGUCGUAAGAUGUGUUACAUGGGUCAUCGGGCAUUUUUACCUCCUGAUCAUCCAUUUCGAAGAGAUAAGAAAUCAUUUGAUGGUAAAGAAGAUCACAGAUCUGCACCUACUCCCUUAUCAGGCACAGAAGUAUUAGAAGAGUUGCGUGAAUUCAAUAAUGUUUUCGGAAAGGGCCAAAAAAGGAAGCGUCGUGAUAGUGAGGGUCCAUGGAAAAAAAGAUCCAUCUUUUUUGAAUUGCCAUACUGGGAACAUAACAAACUGAGGCACAAUCUUGAUGUGAUGCACAUUGAAAAAAAUAUUUGUGACAGUUUGCUCGGGACUUUGUUGGAUGUAACUGGAAAGUCAAAAGACCAUGUAAAUUCUCGAUAUGACUUGCAAGAAAUGGGGAUAAGAAAGGAGCUUCAACCAGUACAAGAUGAUAAUAGAAGAGUUCAUUUGGCUAAAGCCUGUUUCUCCAUGAAACCAGCAGAAAAGAAGUUAUUUUGCACUGUUCUUAAAAAUGCCAAAUUACCAAAAGGUUGUGUUUCAAAUAUAUCAAGAUGUGUGGAAGUGGAUGAGAUGAAAAUAUCAGGUUACAAGAGCCAUGAUGCUCAUUUCAUAAUGCAUUACUUGCUCCAAAUUGUUGUUAGAAAAGUGUUACCCAAAAAAGUUUCUAUGGCUUUGAUUCGGUUGGAGAACUUCUUUAAAGUCAUAAGUAGCAAGGUGAUAAGGCGAGCAGAUCUUGAUACAAUGCAGUCUAAGAUCUAUGAGAUUAUAUGUGACUUUGAAAAGAUUUUCCCUCCAUCUUUUUUUGAUAUAAUGGUACAUUUGCCCAUCCAUUUAGUAAAUGAAAUUAAGCUUGGGGGUCCGAUACAUCUUCGUUGGAUGUAUUCCACUGAAAGAAACCUAUGUUUCUUCAAGGGGCUUGUUCGUAAUCGAUUUCAUCUAGAAGCAUCAAUACUAGAGGGAUUCGUGGCACUAGAGCGCGUGAAUUUAUGUUCUAGAUACCUACAUGCUGGGGUGAAAACAAAAUUUAGUCGAUACCAAUUAGAGGAUGAGCAGGGAACUGAAACAGAGGGAGGUAAUUUGUCACCUAUAUUCCCUAAAUUUGGCCAUCCGAUUGGAAGGGAGAAAAAAAGCAAGGGCAAUAAUUUUCACAUGGAUCUCCAGUUAUGUGUUGAUAUACAUCGAUAUGUAUUGCUUAAUACCGGAGAUGAAAAAAUGGAGACCUUUAUCAUGGAACAUAAGAUUGUAAUUGACAAUCAUAGUAGAUCAAAUGCAUGGAUUAGAGCACAAAAUCAUAGUCAAGAAUUUGGCAACUGGUUUAAGGAGAAAGUGAAAUCUGUUGAAGUGCCUGAACAUUUACGACAACUCGCUAAAGGGCCUAAUACUGCGGCAAAAAGAUAUACAGCAUAUUUCAUCAAUGGAUAUCGAUUUCAUACAAUGAAACGAGAUAGUCAAGGUAAGACCCAGAACUAUGGAGUGACUUUAUCAGCAACAACUGAUAGUUUUGCUAGUGCUAGAGACCAAAACCCCAUUGAUGGAGAAGUUGUCUAUUAUAGAGUUAUUCAAGAUAUCAUAGAGAUUGAUUAUUGGGGUUGCUUUAGUGUUGUGUUGUUUAAAUGUGAUUGUACUGAAGAUCCAUUUGUACUGGCAUCUCAAGUGCAUCAAGUUUUCUAUGUAGAGGAUCCAAUUGAGAAAGAUGUUUAUUAUGCAAGGACCAAAGUUCAUGUUGAUUUAUUUGAUUUAGAAGAAGAGAAUUGCCCUAAUAUUGGAGAAAUAUUUUUUGGGGAGCCAGACAAUGACAUUGGACCAUCAAAUGGGAUACCUGAUGCUGAUGUUGAUCUCAGAUGGUCAAGAGAAGAUGUACCUGGUGAUGUCAUUGAUAUGCCAACUCAUGAUCAACAUUCAGAAUAUAUGGAAGAAGAUAUGGACACAUCAGAAGAAGAUGAGGACUUUGAUGAUGUCGAUUGGGAUUGGAUGGUGGCUGAUGAUUGA